AUGCCUACCUCUCCUGCGCCGGCACUGGCACCCCCGCCCGAAGGCAUUUAUCGAUCAUUCGAAGACCUCUUGACUGCCGUACAACGAGUGGCAAAGGAUCAGGGAUACGGGGUCGUGAAGCUCCGGUCGAGCAAUUACCGCGAGGGAAAGCCGACGCGCUUCGACCUGGUGUGUGAUCGUGGAGGAGUGAAGUACAGCAGUACUGCCAAGAAGCGUAACCCAAGCACGCGCAAGGUCGACUGUCCGUGGCGUGGCAAGGCCGUGUGUGAGGUGCAGCUGGGAAAUCAAUGGCGUUUCGUCGUGCAAGAGUCACGGCAUAACCACGAACCUCGCGUGCCUACCGCACCGCCAGGGCAAGAGAACACGCCGGUUGCGCAGAGCAUUCGAAGCUUGACCAACAAAAUUGACCGCAUGACCCACGAGAUGUCCCAGGGCUUCACCAGGUUAGAGUCCCGGUUAGAAAGCAUGGAGAAGCGCAUCGAAUCGUUCGAGCAAAGUCAGCAGAGCCAGUUGAGCCAACAGAAUCAACAGACCCAGCAGAACCAGCAGAGCCAUCACAACCACAUGAUUCAAAACCGCGUUCCCAUGAUGAGCGCACCUCCUGGGAUCUUGGACGGCAGGAUGAACCAAAUGGAAGCCCGCAUGGAAGCCAUUGAAAGGGGCGGCAUGGAGAUGCAGCUGGGCGACAUGGAUGCGACGACGAGACUGCUCACGGGGUCGACCAUGUAG
Diaporthe citri is the source of this 729-nucleotide messenger RNA. RefSeq lists its product as uncharacterized. Lineage: Eukaryota; Fungi; Ascomycota; Sordariomycetes; Diaporthales; Diaporthaceae. The coding region runs from base 1 to 729 and encodes 242 amino acids. The transcript has a single exon. The record is from RefSeq and is a predicted model, not a curated record.